AUGGACAGACGCUGUGAUUGUGAUUUCAUCCCCUCCAUGCCCGUGGGAAGUAUAAGAGCACUAGAGAUCACGCCCUUUCCUGUGGUACACGCUGGCGAGGAUUUACCAAGCGGGUGGGAGGAGUUUAUAAGUGCCAAUGACCAACCUCAGUCCCAGUCAGCAUUCUUUAACAGGUUGAUGAAAGACCUGAUCAAGGAGAAAAAACUAAAAUUACAGAAAAAGAAACUCGAGAUACAGCAGCAACAGGAGAAGAUUGAAUUGGAAAGACUGCAAGAAUUGAAGCGGAAGUUCCAGGAGGCUCAAUUUAAGAAAUGGGCGGAGCACGAGAGACAAGCAGAGGAAGAAGCACGUAGAAGAGAAGCAGAGGAAGAAGCAAUUAGAUAUGCAGAAGAACAGUCAAGGAAAGAAGCGGAGGAAGAACAGAGCGAGACCCAGAACGUGCAAUCUGGUCAGACGAUCACCUUCGUGCUUCCUUCAGGGACGAUUGCGUUAGAUAGCCUUCGCCUCUAUUUUGACUACAAGCUCGACUCGACCAACUUCGCACCCCCGAACGUCGAGUCUCUGUUCACCAACAUCCAACUUCAGAUCAAUGGUACAGCAGUAGUGCCUGGAACUCAGAACCUGAACCUUCUGAACAACAUUAAAUUGAACUGGAUGGCGAACGACACGUUCAAGAGGCGUUUCACCAAGAACAACGCUCUUCUCAAAGCAACUGACGUGCGUCCUGCUGGAACUGCUGCUCCUGCUGUAGGAACUGCCAAUACCUCGACGACCUUCUGCCUAACCAACUUCGGCGAAGUGCUCGAGUCCAUCCAACCCCGUGUCAUCUCGACGCAGGUCAUUGGUGGAUCAGUGGAACGGAUACGUCAGGGAAUCAAGUACAACUCGCCUGGCAGACGGUCGGGAGCGGUUAUACCCUACCCGCCCCUGUUGCUCCCAACUCUGACAAUUAACAACCACUUCACCAAAAAAGAUAGAGACGAGGAGAUUCGCGUGCAGGCGUUGCAGAUUUAA
Klebsormidium nitens is the source of this 1014-nucleotide messenger RNA. The record is from the annotation of a GenBank genome assembly. Lineage: Eukaryota; Viridiplantae; Streptophyta; Klebsormidiophyceae; Klebsormidiales; Klebsormidiaceae.